Molecule: messenger RNA, 1614 nt
Organism: Moesziomyces antarcticus
Lineage: Eukaryota; Fungi; Basidiomycota; Ustilaginomycetes; Ustilaginales; Ustilaginaceae
Exons: 4
Coding region: 1-1614 (537 amino acids)
Biological process (GO): fungal-type cell wall organization
Cellular component (GO): cell cortex of cell tip; plasma membrane
Source: RefSeq, a predicted model, not a curated record
AUGCGCUCAACGUCGGCAACUCCGACGGUUUUUGGCGUGCGCGGGUCAGAGGCCGAUGAAGUGCCCGAACCCGCCUCGAGGUUGCCCAAGCCCGCCUCCCGCCCAGCCUCGAAGCUGCUCGACACUGCAUUUGGGCUCGAGGGCUCGAGGCUUCGAGGCUCGGAUUCCAUCAUGCUCGUCGGCUCCACUUUCGACGACGCGGCGGUGUGCUGUGCCGUGCGCUGUGCUUUGGCUGUGCUUUGCUCUCCGCCCUGCCAAGCAACCGCCGAAAAAGCACGGCCGUCUGCCAAUUCAAGCACCGCCUGCAGCGCCCAUCUGCCCCUUCCUGCCCAUGUUGCCUUGCCCUGCGCUGCCCUGACCCGCCCCGCCCCGGCGCAUCCUCUGCAGGCAGAAGUGCCCGUCGAGGUCAUCGUCAUCCUUCCCUCGCUCGCUCUCGACUUUCUGCUGAGUGAUGGAUGGCCUGCGAUACCGCCCAUCCUUGCAAGUGAGCUCCACAUAAGCCUCGUCGCGCUUCCUGCUUCUUAUCCCCUCGUCACCAUCGUUCCUGUCUUCACCACCACCACCACCACUGCUAUCGUCGCUACCGCCUCCCUACGUCACUCCGUCCUCGACGCCGCACGAUCUUCGCGACUCGUAACGGAAUACCAGCGGAUCAUACCCACACCCCCUUCAAAUCACAGCACAGUCGCCCUUAGCCCAUCAUGGUUUUCAGAGGCCUUUGCGUCGGACUCGCAUGCUGACCCGCUCGUCUGUCCUUCUCAUCCACCCCUCCUUCCUUCCCCGCUCGCUUGUUGCGACGACGGCGAUAUGGCGGUCACCCACUCGCGCGGCGCGGCGUACAAUGUUCGCAACUGCUGGGCCUCGUUUGGACUGUUCUGCAUCCAUGUAGGCGAGUUCCUCACGUUUGCCGCGGUCAUCCUCAUGGUCUUUGCCAACAUUGGCCAAUUGACCAACAACAUUGUGACGCGCAACAUCCGCUACGUCUCGGUGGACGCUUCGAACCUCGGCAACGCGCUCGCGUCGACCAACACGGCCACCAACGACCUGUACGCCGCGAACCCGGCGGCUCCCGUGGCGCAGGGCAACGGCAUCAGGCAGAGCUACCAGUGGGGUCUGUACAACUACUGUGCCGGCCAGCCCUCGGGUGACUCGCGUGCGUGCAGCGACAAGAGCUUUGGCUUCGAGUGGCAGCCCGUGGAUGCGCUGCUCAACGAUGCGCCCCAGGACGCACGCAACGGCAUCCAGAACUUCCUGCCCGAGGCGACGUUCCGCGACUCGAAAUACCUCGGCGACUACUCGAAGCCGGCCAUGUACCUGAUCUUUAUCGGCUCGUGCCUCGCGCUGCUCUCGUGGAUCUCGGGUCUGCUGUCGCAUCGCUUUGCCUUCCUCGGCGCCGCGUUCAUCGCGCUGCUUGCGGCUCUGACGCUCGGUGUGGGCGCUGCACUGCUCACCGCCAUCUACACCAAGGCGCGCGACUCGGUGGGUGUGCAGUACGGCGUGGUGGUGCACUACGGCAAUGCGCUCUGGAUGACGUGGGGCGCGUUUGUGGCGUGCGUGCUCGCCAUCGUGCCCUACAUCCUCUCGUGCUGCACGGGCAGGAGCGACGACUACUAA